AUGAGCGCGGCUUUCCAGCCCUCGCUGAUGAUGAUGCAGCGCCCGCUGGGAAGCAGCACGGCCUUCAGCAUCGACUCGCUUAUCGGCAGCCCCCCGCCGCCCGCCCCCGGCCACUUCGUCUACACCGGCUACCCCAUGUUUAUGCCCUACCGGCCCGUGGUGCUGCCGCCGCCCCCCCCGCCCCCCCCGGCGCUGCCGCAGGGCGCCCUGCAACCGGCGUUGCCUCCCGCGCACCCCCACCACCACCAGCUGCCCAGCCUGCCCACGGGUUUCUGCUCCAGCCUGGCUCAGGGCAUGGCCCUCACCUCCACCCUCAUGGCCACGCUGCCCGGCACCUUCCCCGCCUCUCCCCAGCACCAGGAGGCCGCCAGGAAGUUCGCCCCCCCGGGGAACUUCGAUAAAGCCGAGGGGAUACCCCCAGACGGCGGCAGCGACGAUGGCAAAGCCUUUCUGGGGAAGGAUGGAGCCCUCUUGCCCUUUUCCGCCUCCGACGCUGUCCAGGCCUCCCUCGCUGGGGCUCUGCGGGGUCAGGGGAAGGAGGAUGCCAAAGCAGAGGAGGAUGCAAAAGGCAAGGAGGAAAGUUUCUCCAUGGACAGUGAUCUAGACUACAGCUCGGAUGACAACAUCCCUGGUCAGGCAGCUCACAAGGAAGAGGACUCUGGCAACACGCUGGAGGAAAACACCUCAGCACCCCCCAAUUCCACCAACACCACGUCCACGGGCAAAAACCGGCGGAGGCGAACAGCCUUCACCAGUGAGCAGCUGCUGGAGCUGGAAAAGGAGUUUCACUGCAAAAAGUACCUGUCCCUGACAGAGCGAUCUCAGAUUGCUCAUGCCCUCAAACUCAGCGAGGUGCAGGUGAAAAUCUGGUUCCAGAACAGACGGGCAAAAUGGAAACGGGUCAAGGCAGGCAAUGCCAACUCCAAGACAGGGGAGCCCUCCCGAAACCCUAAGAUCGUGGUCCCCAUACCAGUGCACGUCAGCAGGUUUGCGAUCAGGAGUCAGCAUCAGCAGCUAGAGCAAGCCCGACCCUGA
This is a messenger RNA of Colius striatus (speckled mousebird), 1035 nucleotides long. It is a transcript of the gene GBX2, whose product is annotated as gastrulation brain homeobox 2. Bases 1 to 1035 code for a protein of 344 amino acids. The record is from RefSeq and is a predicted model, not a curated record. Gene Ontology annotation, biological process: regulation of transcription by RNA polymerase II; regulation of nervous system development. NCBI's taxonomy places the organism in Eukaryota, Metazoa, Chordata, Aves, Coliiformes, Coliidae. Gene Ontology annotation, molecular function: DNA-binding transcription factor activity, RNA polymerase II-specific; RNA polymerase II transcription regulatory region sequence-specific DNA binding. Gene Ontology annotation, cellular component: nucleus. The transcript is spliced from 2 exons.